Molecule: messenger RNA, 1551 nt
Organism: Onthophagus taurus
Lineage: Eukaryota; Metazoa; Arthropoda; Insecta; Coleoptera; Scarabaeidae
Source: RefSeq, a predicted model, not a curated record
AUGGGAGAUUUUGAACGGGAGCAAGCUAGACUUCUUGCCUUGUGGGAAGAUGUGCAGUCUGAAAUUGGUGAUUACGAUGAAAUUUCAAGUGAUGAAGGUGAAAUAGACAACUUGAAUGAAAGUGAUCAUAACAGCGAUACUGAACAAGACAUCAGCGACGAUGAAAAAGACAUAGAUGAUAAUGAUAAUAACCAGAUCAGGGCAGGUUUAUUUUAUUUGGGGAAGGACGGUGCAACAAAAUGGUUCAAACAUCCACCUUGGCCAAAUGUCAGAACAAGAUCAGAAAAUAUUGUCACGCAAUUACCCGUCGUUAGAAGAGGAUAUAGAGAUGGUAAAACGGCGUUAGAAUGCUGGAAAUAUUUCUUCACUGAUGAAAUGUUAGAAGUAAUUUUGAAUAACACAAACGAAAGAAUUUUGAUGAGGUCGUCUACUUAUGGACAAAAAGAUCAAUAUAAAGUAAAACAAACAGACAAGACGGAAUUGCUAGCUUUAUUUGGUCUUCUCUAUUUAGGAGGCUACUACAAAUCUGGACGUCAAAAUGUAAAGGAUUUAUGGGCAACUGACGAUACAGGAGUUCUGAUAUUCAGAAAAACUAUGACCCUACAACGUUUCAAUUUUCUUUUAUGUUGCUUGCGCUUUGACAGUUUGGAAACUCGUAUUGAGAGAGUGGCACUCGAUAAACUUGCACCGAUUAGGACAAUUUUUGAUGCAUUUGUUCUGAAUUGCAAACAGAUUUAUUCACCUAGCAUGUACCUUACCGUCGAUGAACAAUUGAUAGCUUUUUGGGGAAACUGUCCAUUCCGUCAGUUUAUCCCCAGCAAACCCUCAAAAUACGGCAUAAAAAUGUUUGCUCUAACUGAUGCAAGGUGUUUCUAUACUGUAAAUUUAGAGGUUUAUGUGGGUUUGCAACCUGAAGGACCUUUUAGAAAAAGCAAUAAACCAGAAGAUAUUGUGCUUCGAUUGAUAGAACCAGUAACAAGAACUGGGAGAAAUAUUACAUUUGAUAACUGGUUUACCAGUUACAGCCUGAUUCAACGAUUACUAACAGAACAUCGUUUAACAGCUGUUGGCACUGUUAGAAAAAAUAAAAAAGAAUUGCCAAAACCUUUGGUAUCCACACAAGGAAGACCAUUGCCAUCAAGUAUGUUUGGAUUUCAAAAACAAAUCACUAUGGUAUCGUACAUGGGAAAAAAGAAUAAGAACGUUUUAAUGUGGUCUUCGCUCCAUCAUGACGAUAAAAUUGAUGAAUCAACUCGACAUCAAGAGAAGCCUGAUAUUGUAACAUUUUACAACUUGACUAAAGGAGUUACCACUAAUGAUUUAAACACAGAAAACGAAAUGUGUACAGAUAUUACACAGCCAAUUAUUAUUAAUAGAACCCCUUCAAACAGUAAUCUCUUGACUCUUGAUAAUCAAGAUUCUAUUUCAAUGGAAGAAAAUGAUUACCAGCUUAAUUCCGAUACCAGUUAUUAUAGUAGCAGCUCUAUUUAUUCCACUCCUGUAGAAAUUGAAAUACCGGAAUUAGAUGAUGAAUCGAAAGUUUAUUUAUAA